This is a messenger RNA of Somion occarium, 1417 nucleotides long. The record is from the annotation of a GenBank genome assembly. NCBI's taxonomy places the organism in Eukaryota, Fungi, Basidiomycota, Agaricomycetes, Polyporales, Cerrenaceae.
AAAUAUCAAGCUAGCCGCCUUGUAGCCGCCAGCUUCACUUUCAGCUUUUCUUUGUUAGCUUCGCUGCUCCCAAAAUCCCGAGCUUGAGGACAUUACUUUCCUUGUAAAGUACUUUGUAUAUUAUUGAUGCAGGUAUGAUUCACACUGGAUCCACAUUUCACCAGUCGUACGGCCUCGGAUUGACGGAUACCCAGCGGGCCACUCGAAAGCAAUUGUGUAUCUACUGUAUGAUAGAUCUAAUUCAGCUGUUCCUUCACCUGUAUUGGUUUCGAUCUGACCAAUGCAUCGACUCUAUCAGGAUUCUCUAGCGAUAUGUCCGGCCCCCCCAAAUCACCCCCGAUGAGCGUUGCAACGCUCAACUCUAAACGGGCCAGGCAAACCGUAGCUCGAUGCCGAUCACUUCAAUGCUUGCAUUCAAAGGCUGAUGGCACCAGGCUGUUUGCCUGUUCAGGAUGUAAAAUUGCUCUAUAUUGUUCGAAGGAGUGUCAGAGGGAAGACUGGCCUAGCCACAGGAGGAUGUGUGGGGAAAUUCAAAGGACGGCGAGCGACCCUCGUUAUCGUCAAGACCCACCGCAAUCACUCUCGUCGCCGAUCCAACAAUCUGCGCCUCCCAUCAUUAACGAAUUAAAUGACUUUAGGAAGCGGAUUUUUCCAACACUCACACUUGUGACUCUAAACGCAUUCUCCGAGAACUCGCCUAUUCCUCUCGUUCCUUAUGGAUGGGAAGACAACAUAUUCCUACUUGAACUCGAUCGAAUACCCAACCCCUCGCAAUCAUCUCCUCCCUGGACUCACUUUCGCUUUAGAAACGCAGGUAUCCGUCCGAUCGCGGAAGUCUGCCCUGAAGGCGUCGAUCCGGAAAACGAUCAUAUGCGCGAAAGUCGUCUAGAACGGUUCGACCCAGAGGGUGGCGAGGGUCAAUUCGGGUAUAUCACCAUCAGUGUAUCCUGCAAGCGUGGGGAACGUGCUCUUACCCUUAACUCCAACAUGCGGUUUAUGAGAAACGUGACGAUCGAUACGCUGGUGGAAGUAGUAGAUGAUUGGAAAGCGGUGCUUAUCAAACAGAUAGAGAGUAUAACUGGUAAUGGUCGGCGGCGAUGAGCUUGGUUCGUUGAUUCUUUCCUCCUCGCUGGCGUUUCGGUUCUGACUUCUUAACCUCAGGUAGAAACUGCUUUUUUCUUACUGGAAACUCAGUGUACAAUGUAUAUUUAUUGGAAACAAUUUUGGAGUCUUUCAGAGCUUUUUUUUGGCGUGAUAUGAUCCGGAUACGGAGUUAUUUAGCGGUUCUCUUGCAAGUUGCAAGUUGGACAUGCGAAAUUCUGGGUUUUACAGGCUCCUUGACUCUUUGUUUGCAUUAUAGAUGCGUUUUCUAUGGCAGACAAAUAUUUCCUGCCGAUCGCAACCCAAAGUGUUACUU